Molecule: messenger RNA, 6397 nt
Organism: Varroa destructor (honeybee mite)
Lineage: Eukaryota; Metazoa; Arthropoda; Arachnida; Mesostigmata; Varroidae
Biological process (GO): regulation of gene expression
Cellular component (GO): MLL3/4 complex
Molecular function (GO): histone H3K27me2/H3K27me3 demethylase activity; RNA polymerase II cis-regulatory region sequence-specific DNA binding; chromatin DNA binding
Source: RefSeq, a predicted model, not a curated record
UGCUGCUGCUACUGAGGUGGCUGCUACCGCUGGCAGUGCUGAUGGUGUUGCUGCUGCUGCUGGUGUUUAGGCUGCAGCGGAUGUGUUUGGUUUUUGUCGUCCGUCUGUCUGUAGGGCGCUGCUGCUGCCGUCCGUUCGUAGUUCGGGUGGUGGUGAUCAUUUUCGUCGUCGUCGUCGUCGCAGCGAUGGCAAUGCGACUGGUGUUUGUGCAGUAGUUUCGCGUAUUUUGUGCUGUUCGUUGAAUAUCAUCACGGUGAAAAAGUGUGGCUGUGUUGUGCACUCGCUGCGUCGCUCCCGCAGCUGGGCUGGUUCUUAACAGAGCGCCAGUGCUCACCUCCUGCCAUCGACGGAGGCUCCGGUGACAGUGAACGAGCGCCCAUUUUGGACUACAUCUUACACAGUGUGAACUGGUCGACCAGUUAUAAUUCCCGCUAGUUAUUGUAUAUGUGUAUAUAUGUUGUUUCGAGCUGGAAACUCUACGAGCCAGACGGCCGACGGACACUUUGCCCACCCACGGGGCUAAACAGCCAGUGUCUGCAAGGCGGGUUUGCUGCCUUUUGUUUCGACGGAAGGAUCACUACGAGGCGGAUUGUUCAGCAAGCUUGUACAGGAGACAGGGAUGUAAUCGAAUCCGUGCCGCUAUCGGUAGAACAUCGAAAUUGGGAAAACUAUAGGGAAAACUCGCGAAAACUAGCUAACUUGUCGUCUGUCGGCGACGUUUACGUCGCUUGUUCUCAUCUCAGCACUAGCAGCAGCAGCAGUAGCAGCAACCUUUUGUUUGUGGCCGUGUGUAUUCGCGGGCACUGCAGGGCGUCCGCCCGUCCACUAACUCUCAACGCGUUUUGCUGCCCUAUCAUCAACGGCAACGACAACAGCGGCGGGACAAUCUAUAACAGUGCACCGAACAAAAACAACAACAAACCGGAACUAAGUGCAACAAAUCACAGAGUAUCGCCGCUGAAAAUUAUAUCUGAACGGCUGCUGCUGCUUCUGCUGCUGUUGACUACAACUGCUGCUACUCCAGCAGCAGCAGCGGCAACAACAACAACAACAACAACAACAACAACAACAACAAACAGGGAGGGGAGCAGUAGCAUAGAGCUUUGGCAUUAUCAGGUCGGGGCCAUGGCCGCGCGCUCAGCCGGCAGUUAUUGAAAAGAGGUUCGGCUGCUGGGCUGGCUGUGGCUGGGUGGUCGCUGGCCGCGGCCACAGUGGCCGCCUGGGCGCCAAACAAGCGAGUCGCGAUGGCGAGAAUCGCUUAGACACGACAGCGCUAGGCUACGAAAGCAGCUGACAUGAUGAUGCAGUCGUCAAUGGUGGCCAACCCCCAUCACCCAGGCCACCCGGGCCAUCACCCAGGCCACCCCACUCAUACAAGUCAUCACCCAGGCCAUCCUGGUCAUCCUGGCCACCCUGCUGCUGCUGCUGCUGCCGCUGCUGCUGCUGCUGCUGCUGCCGCUGCUGCUGCCGCUGGUGUUGGUGGUGGUCACGGAGGUGGUCCCCAUGGCCCCCAGCCCCCGCCGCCACCUCCGCCUCCACCGUCUUCUCAGCUGUCAAUCGGCCCCCCUGCUCCACCAGGCGGUCACAGCCAUGGACAUCCUCACGGUCCCCAUGGGCCACCCAUGCAUCCCGGUGGACCUCCCGGUGGUCAUCAUCCCAGCCAUCAUCAGGUGCAUUUGGGAUCUCCACUAGGCCCCCCUCCGGGCCUUCCGCAUGGCGCACCAUUAACCCAACAACCACCUCCUCCUCCCCCUCAACCGCCACCACAGACGAUGCAGCCUCAACAGGGCCCCCAACAUCAACAGCAACAACAACAACAACAACAACAACAACAACAACAACAACAACAGCAACAACAACAACAACAACAACAGCCAUCCACCUCACACUUACGUGCGGUAUUGAGUCAGCGAAUGAAGUUGUUACAAUGCCAGUUACAGUCAUCGUCCAGUUCGCCAGGCGGCUCAAGUGGAACCUCAAGCUCAGGCGGAACUGGAACUCCUGGAAGCAAGCCAGCUCGACAACUGCCUUGUAUCGAAGAGGCUUGGAAUAUACCGGUCUCGCAAGAAAUGGCCUCAAAACAACAACAGCAGAGUUUGUUACACAAAGGAGCUCAUGCCUUUGGCACUGCGCUACAACGGGGACACCAUGGACAGGGCGGACAAGGGUACAACGGCAUGAAUGGACCGCUAAGUAAUGGCAUGGAAAAACCUCCGUAUUACCUAUCUAAUCAGGAAAUGCAGAUGCUACAACAACUGCAAGCAAAUGUUGGAAACCUAAUACCCCACCAGCGGCAGGUGUUGCACCAGUUGCAGAGUCGACAUCGUUUAAUGUUGCAGCAUAAGAACCAGUUGCAACAACAGCAGCAACAGCAACAACAAUAUGCCUUUCAAGCUAAUACAGAGCAUCCAGCGGGAAGUGUGAAGGGAGAGACGUCAAUAUCUAACGGCCCACAAGCAUUUGCUGUGCCCCAGCCUCCUCCGGGUUCAACGGGGCCGCACACGAACGCGCAGAACAGCGCGCUAACAGCAAAUGGAGUCAAACAGGAGGCCAACGAGCCUAUGAUGUCAGACACUGACGGUUCUAUCGAUGAUAAAAGCUUGAUUGUCGGCUCAAAAGGGGCCAAAGAAGAAUCAAGAGAUUGUAAAGAUGGCCUUGUUGGAUCAGCGACGACAACAUCCUCUGCAAGCACGAAAAUAGUAUACGGUGCGACGGGGACUAGCAAGGCGCCAAGACUAAAGGACGUUGGCAGCAGAAUCGACGAUGAUGUUAACGAGGACGAAGAUGCGGACCUAAGCGAUGGACCCAGUCAGCAGAUUCUGGUGGCGUCGCUAAAGAGCUCCGAGCUUGCCAAGUUGUUGCGCAUUGGACCUAGUGCAGUCACGUGUCGAGUGUUUGAGGACCCUUUUGCUAAUCCCCCAUUGCCUGACGAAGAUGUUGAGCCAAUGGAAACGGAUGCAGCAGUUGCCGCUGUAGUUGUAGGAAAAUCAGAUGCAAAUGAAACCAGCCGUAGCUGUAAGCCAGCUGAUAUCGCGUUCAGACCUCCGAGUCGGGUGCCACAACUGCUUGGAGGUGAUGCGACGUCAGACCAAAUCGUGCAUAGUUGCAAAGAGACCUUGUCAAAGUACGGCGUGCCUGCCGUGUCGAUCGUCCACGGCUAUGGAGGCCCUCCCCCUCGACCACCAGCCCGGCCGCCACAGCUGGCACGAGAUAAACUCCUGCCUCAGGCGCCUAGCGUGUUUCUUGACAAUAAGAAGCAAGCUUUUACGCCGCAGUUGCAACAGUUCUGUAAUUCUAAUCCGAUCACGGUUGUGCGCAAUCUUGGCUCAGUGUUAAAACUCGACCUGGGCCUUUUUUCGACCAAGUGCCUGGUUGACGCAUAUCCUGAUCAGCCCGUCGAAGUGCGAACCCAACUACAGCAGAGCCUCGACGAAAACUGGGAUGGUCAACGGCGCGCCCAGUUGUGGCGCUGCGAGAGCGGCAAAGGACGUUGUACGCUAUCACGUUACGCACAAUACCAAGCCGCGUCGUUUCAGGAGCAGUUGCGCGAAGAGCAGCAAGGCAACAAUGGAAAUAGCUCUCAACCUCACCUAUCCGAUUCCGACUCCAACUCGUCACUUGGAGUGUUCAACACAGUCGGGGGUCCUCAAGGUGCUGGCGGCGGGGGCAAGUCGAAACGCGCCAAAAAGAGCGCCGUGUUUAAAACACUCAAAUUUGGCAGUCAUGUCGAUCUUAAUGACGAGAAACGGUGGCGGGUACAAUUGCAAGAGCUGCAGAAGCUGCCACCUUUUACGAAGGUCGUAUCCGGUUGCAAUAUGUUAUCGCACAUUGGGCGACAAAUGAUUGGAGUCAAUACUGUGAAAUUACACCUAAAAGUGCCGGGAGCACGGACCACUGGUCACCAGGAGCAUAACAAUUUCUGUUCAGUAAACGUAAAUAUUGGGCCGGGAGACUGUGAGUGGUUUGCGACACCUCACGAAUACUGGGGAGAGGUGCACCGCUUGUGCGAACGAGCACAUGUCCGCUUCGACGGAGACAGCUGGUGGCCGUUGCCUGAAGAUCUAACAGCUCAUCAUAUACCUGUUUACCGAUUUACACAGCGGCCAGGCGAUCUUGUAUAUGUCAAUUAUGGCACCGUUCAUUGGGUGUACUCUGCCGGAUGGUGUAAUAACAUCUCGUGGAACGUGGGUCCGCUAUGCGCCGAUCAGUACCUGCUCGCGAUUGAGCGUUACGAAUGGAACCGCUUACAUGGCAUCCGUUCUCUUGUUCCCAUGCAACAGCUCAGCUGGAAUUUGGCGCGUAAUUUACAGCUGGCAGACGAACGGCUCUUUCGGUUAUUGCGCGACGUGUUGGCGCGAAGUCUCUGCCAUUGUGCUCUCUUGCGCGAGUGGCUACGUGGACUACGCAAGGACGUCCGGUGGCACGGCAAAGCGCGCAGUGAGCCCACGUACUAUUGUACCCUGUGUCAGACGGAGGUGUUCAACAUCUUGUUUGUAAAGACCCGUCCGGGAGUUGAUGGUCACGGUCUGGGCCCUCUCUCCAAGCGGAUGGAGGUCCAUUGCUUCUACUGCGCGCGCAAGGCCUCGCCAGGCCUGCAUGAAUAUGUUGUUCUAGAGGAGUACUCGAUGAAUGAUCUCAAGGACGUCUACGAUCAUUUUCAACUUCGGGAGGUGGCACCUUCUUCAUCGAGUACUUCGCUUUCAUAGAGAAAGAAAGAAUACGAAUUUUUAACGAAAUUGCGCAAAAAAGGACGGUACAUACUGGAGGAACAACAUCACAGCAACGAUGCAAAUAAUGCUGAUUUCAAUGGCAAAAAAAUGAUGUUAUAUGCCGGCGGCCGGCCCGCGCGCUCGUGAAUGUACAUAUGUAGUGUAGUAGCCAUACUAAAAAUAAAAAGGGAGAAAGAAAUAGUUGGAAACAAAAAGGAAAACCGAUACUGGGAAAAAGAGAAGACUAUAUCAUUAACAACAAAAGCCAGUCACACACUUUAAUAGAAAGAAGAAAAAUGACGGGGGCAAAGACUGUCCCUACAAUUAUUAUAAUUAUUAUUAUAUAUUGUUAUUAUCAUAACAGGAGGACGCUGUGGACGACAUAGAUUUCGUAGAGAUGACACUCUUCUACAUAUUCGAUAAUACCUUUUACUAUGACUCCGCGGAUCAGUCCUUUCCCAGGACAGAAAACAACUGGAUUUGUAACAUAAGUUAUACAUAAAUCUUAAAAAAAUAAGGAAAAAUUACCCUAUCAACAACUUGUACCUUGCACGGGUCCUCUCAUAAUACCACUAGGGUUCUCGGCAGUAGAGCAAUGCCACCCGGGUGAAGGUAAACAAAUAUUAAGACUCUAAGAUUGCCUGCCCUGGAUUCCGAUAUAGAAACUGAAACAAUUAGAGAGUAUUACUAAAAGAAUAUAUAUAUAUAUAUAUAUAUAUAUAUAUAUAUAUAUAUAUAUAUAUAUAUGAAAAGCAGAAAUCCAUGCGGACAGAGACACACAAGUUUAUUACGGCAGUAAGGGCAGAAGUGGCGGCAAAAGAACUCUACACAAAAAACAUAGACAGGAGACCCUUCCCUGCAUCACAUCCAGUUGGACGGGAGAAGCAAAUAGUUGAAACUGGAGCAGAAGAACAAGGAACGAGGAGUGAAAAUCUAAAUAGUUAAUCGCAGUAGACAAAGCAGCCACAAUAAAGGGCGACACUAAAAGAGCAAAAAUCAAUAAAGGAAACUUCCGCUUGUACUCAAAUUGACUCCCAGUAGAAUACGCAGGUAGGAAAUUUGAGACAAAGAUUAGCAGGAAACAAAAUUAGAUAAACUAAAAUGAUGGCGUUGACGUUAGUGGUGAUAACAACCAAAAGGAACAACAACAACAACCAAACUGAGAGAAGAGUUGCGAAGACCGCCUGUUUUUGUGGAUGGUAUGCGUGCACACGUGGCUACCCCGGUAUAGGCGUGUUUAUGUGCGUGUUUGGCGUGCGCUUGAUUUGUGUUUGAUGUGUCAUUGUGCGUCAGUGUGAUGGCUAGAUGUGUGAGAAAAUGUUGGUUUGAACCGAGUGUUUUGAUGGUAUCGUGGUAUGAACGUUUUGCUUAUCCAUCUUCUGUUGUGCCUGCGGGGCAAAAGCAGAAUAAAGGUUAAAGCUGAACCUGCGGAGGACGAGGGAAAUGAUUAACGACAAGUAGCGCCCAGUUAGCAAGAUCCGAAACUCAGGCCGGCGAGGCAAUGUCACCACGUCUGCCCUGUAAUAAUUUUUCUUCGGCCAGAAAUGUAAUUUAUUCGCUUAAUUGUUUUACGAUGACAUGGGAAGACAUGAGAGAAAAAGUGUGGAAAUAUAAGGUGGAAGCGACGUCAAGAAAAUAGUAAAAUAAGGAGGGACAACUAAGAGCUAAAUAAUAAUUAUAAUAAUAAA